UUAAGCUUUGUCGUGUUUGCUCUUACCUGCGUUUGCUUUGCACUAUAUUUUGCCUAUACACUUAGCAGAAGAAGCUUUGAUUGUCGGGACUGCACAAUUUCGGUGGAUGUAUCCGAUAGAGAGCAGCCGCCAUCUUCUUCAAGGUCCACAUCUCAAUCGAUAAACGAAUCACAAUCGACUGAUGAGUUUGGACUAGCAUUGUCGAACUCGACAAAUGCACGAGGUACUGCAAAGGGCAUAAAGAAGUGGGGUACUGGUGUACAAAUUAAGGUUGAUUUUGAUGACAAAUUUCAACCAGUGGGUAAGAACGCUGCAGCAUUAAAGGGGCAGCUAGGACAAAUAGUAGGAAAUGGGAGAAAAUUUUCUCUUACGUAUGCUGAUUGGCCCGCCGUGUCGGAUAAUGUCAAGGAAGAUAUUUGGAAUGAGGUUAAGGAUAACUUGGUUGAUGUUCCUGAUGGUUAUAAGGAAGCAUGCUUACAGUCAUGUAAUAUGUUGUGGAAGGAUCGAAAGUCUAAGCUAAAGAGAAAAUGGUUUACACCUCAUAUGGAUGAGCCAGACCUUAGUUCUAAAGUUCCAAAGAACAUUGUGCUUGAACAAUGGAGAGAGUUAGUGGAGUAUUUUAGAAGUGAUUAUGCAUAUGAAGUAGCUGCUCGAAACGCAUCCAGUAGGGAAAUGAGAGGGUCGACCCAUACAACUGGAAGAACACAUUUUGCCCAAAUACGAGAUAGGAAGGAAUAUGAACAACGGCUUUCUGAGUAUGCUGAAUCUGAACGGACUGUAGGUAUUCGAGAUCAAAUCUUCCACGAACUAAUGGGAGAGGAUGGGCACGGAUAUUGUCAGACAUAUGGUUCUGGAAUUCAUCGCAGUGCUGUAUAUGAUCGGCAUAAGCAAUCAUCAUCCAUUUCAACUAAUGAUAUGAUAUCUAUCGAAAUUGCUAGACAAGUCAACGAGGCAUUAGAGAAGGUGAACGUGGAGUUCAACAAACAAGUGGAGGAGAUGCGUGUCAGGAUUAUAUAUUUGGAAUCUGAGAGGUGACAUCACGUAGAUGCAUCUGGACAGGCUCAAGAUGCAACUAGUGUAAGAGAGUCUGUAGGAGAUGGCAGUACUCCAGGAUCAUGAGAGUGAACUUGCAACACUAGUUAUAUCUUGAUUGAGGAUUAUAUAUAUGUUAUGUUGGUUAAACAAUUUCUAGAUACAUAGAGAUACUAGUCGAUGAGGAUUUUAGUAUGACUUAUUUUGAUAUGAACAUAAUGAUUUCAUGUUGUUUUGUGUUUGUGUUUGUAUGACUUAAUGGAUAUUGUUAGUUU
Molecule: messenger RNA, 1307 nt
Organism: Tripterygium wilfordii
Lineage: Eukaryota; Viridiplantae; Streptophyta; Magnoliopsida; Celastrales; Celastraceae
Exons: 7
Coding region: 490-1035 (181 amino acids)
Source: RefSeq, a predicted model, not a curated record